Messenger RNA from Oncorhynchus mykiss (rainbow trout), 1278 nucleotides. Lineage: Eukaryota; Metazoa; Chordata; Actinopteri; Salmoniformes; Salmonidae. The record is from RefSeq and is a predicted model, not a curated record.
CUACCGCCGCAAGAAGACACACCCUCCAAAAGACUUUUGCGACGUUACGAACACAAGCAGCACAGAAACGGACUCAAGUUCUGCAAGCAGAUCCUGUCCAACCCCAAGUUCACAGAACAUGGAGAGACCCUGGUGAGGAAUGGUUUAACCCUGAACUGUCCGGGGAAGAAGGAGGAGGCUUACAACCUGGUCAGACGAGGCCUUCGCAACGACCUCCAGAGUCAUGAGACGAGGUACCAGCCGCUGCAGCUGUGGCCAGCCCAGAGUGCUUCAUGGAUCGGCUACGCCAGCCUCCUAGAGGACUACGAGAUGGCUGCCAAGAUAGUAGAGGAGUUCAGGAAAACACAACGGACGUCUCCAGACAAGGUGAACUGUGAGUACAGUGAGCUGCUGUACCAGAACCAGGUGCUGAGGGAGGCUGGACUCUACAGGGAGGCUCUGGACCACCUCACCACCUACGAGAAACAGAUCUGUGACAAACUGGCCGUCGAGGAGACACGAGCAGAGUUGUUUUUUAACCUGGAUCGUCUGGAUGAAGCUACAGCGGUCUAGGAGAGAAACCCUGAGAACUGGUCCUACUACCACGGUCUAGAGAAGGCCCUGAAGCCUGCGGCCAAAAUGAUGGUGUUUCUGGACUCUUCUAGAGAAACCAAAGCCGUGGAGCUGGCCACCUCACUAGAUCCGUCACUCAGCAACAGGAGUAUCACUAUCUGCACAGAGGUACUAGAGGCGCUUCGGAUUGGAGGAUUGGGCGAGUCAAAGGAGCAGGCGGAGUCUUACCGUGCGGAGCGUCACAGGCUCUUCCCGUACACGCUAGCCUUCAUGCCCACGGGGUACGAGGAGAACACCGAGAUCGCCAAUGGCGACGUCGCCACAGAGACCGGGGAGCUGGCCAAUGACAUGUGGGCUGCGUUACGGUUGGAGAAACCUUACGUGCCAAGCACCGAGCCUUGGGGGACACCAAGUCAACUGGACGCCAUUUUGUAGCACCUGUUGAAACGUUGAAGUGGAAAAGACAGAGGGUUUGUUUCUCCUUUGCUUGGGCUUUGGCGCAGUUCGUUUCAUCUCUGUCUCCGACGUGGCGAACUAGGACUGUGUGUGGAGGAGGAGGAGGAGGAAGAGGGGAAGUGAAUGAAAAGGGAUUUUAUUUUUUUUAUCUUGCUGACGGACUACUACUCUAACUGAAAAUACAACAUCAACAAACACUGUCAUCAACUGUUAUCAAAGAGUGUAUUAAAAACACACAACCAACAGACAGAUGAGAUGAGACUAUUUAUG